CCCUGCUGUGCCAUCUCGCUCUCGCUCCGAUCCUCUCCUCUUUUUUCUCUCCUGCUGCUGCGCCCUUGCUUCCGAUCCCAUCCCACUCCCCUAUCUUUUCUCUCCCUUGCGCGCUUUGGCUGCCCGCCUGCUAUUAAACCCCCUCGCCCGCUGUACCUGUACGCAUGCAGCAGGGGGAGCGGUAUAUCGGAGAGGAACCAAAGUAGGAGUAGAGCUCCCUUUCCUAGCUUCAUAUUGCAAGUCCAAGAGACUGAUCGAUUGAGAGGAACAAGAUACAGCUAGCUGAUCGAGAUCGAUCUUAUUGGAGGAAAGAACUUCCCUUUUCUGUGCUUCGAGUUGGUGCAAGUUGCGACUUUGGUUCUCCAGCAUGCAUCGGGAGGGGAAGGAUUGAGAAUUACAAGAGGAUCGAGAACAACACGAGCCGGCAGCAGGUCACCUUCUGCAAGCGCCGCAACCGGCUCCUCAAGAAGACGUAUGAGCUCUGCGCUGUCGUCCUCGAUCUGCUACGCCGUGGUGGCGCUCAUCGUCGUCUUCUCCAGCCGUGGCCGCCUGUACGAACGAGUACGCCAACAGCAGGUGAUGUCUUCACCAGUGGAAUGGACGUCCUUUCAAACGGUUGGAAUCAGCUUCCUCCUUUGGUGGCUGCUUUCGGCUGAGAUCUUCAACAUGGGGAGGGGAAGGAUUGAGAACAAGAGGGUCGUCGAGAACAACACGAGCUGGCCGAUCACCUUCUGCAUGCGCCGCAACGGGCUCCUCAAGAAGGCAUAUGAUGAGCUCUUCGCUGUCCUCUGCUACGCCGUGGUGGCGCUCAUCGUCGUCUUCUCCAGCCGCCGCGUCCGCCUGUACGAACGAGUACGCCAGCAGGUGAUGUCUUCACCAAUGAACUGGAUGUCCUUUCGGACACUUCUGGUUGGAUACUUUCUCGUUUGGUCCAUUCUGCCGGUGGAGUCGGUUAUUAGUGACUGGGAAUUCUACUGCGGGGAACUAGUUCUCCACCGGGAGGUUUUCUUGAAUGAUGAUCCACCUAGCAGCAUCGUCAGUGCAAGAAAGGAAGAUGGCCAGAUCAACUUCAUCUCGGCAGAUCUUCCUAACAGCCAGGAAGGAACUCCUGGUAGCUGCAGUAAUUCCCAUCCCCAAUGCAAUGUUAUAUGCCUGCUCGAUCAUCUGUUUCUUUGUCUGAUGCUGAUUAGGGGACUGCUGUGCCUGAUGCUGAUUCUUCUUUUGCUGCAACUCCAAUAUGGUACCAAACAAGUUUACCUUUUGCCUUUCAAUGUCAUUGGCCUCACGUUGGUUGCUAUCCCAAGACCUAGCAUUAGAGCUCCUAGUUUUCUUGCUAGGGCUGGAGGCUGUGGAAUUAGUGCUAGAAGGCCUUUUGUGUACUUGGCUACUAGGGGUUGGAAAUCCCUGACUUGCAGGGGUUGCAAAUCCCUGACUACCAGGGGUUGCAAAUCCCUGACUUGCAGGGGUUGCACCAUCUGCCUGUACCUCAUGCUGAGCAUCCUCGUCAUCGGAGUCCUCGACUCCAAUGACAUUGGUUGCCGCACCAGUUCCAGGCCUGUAUGCAGUAGACCCAUCAACUGUCCAUCCAGCAAACAUGUCAUCAAGCUGCCCGAGGUAGUCAGGCAUGCCUCCAUCCCUUAUUUUCAGCAAAGCCUUCUUGCCCUAUAAUAAGAAUUGAACUAUUGUAAGACUGCAUGAGUAGGCUUGUAUUGAAAACCUUAAACUAUUUGCUGGUACUUUGCUCUCUUUCUCCCACCAGUCAUCAUCAGCAUAAACAUUGUAGCCACUACCUCCCAGGCCAGAAGACUUGCGCAACGAAUUGCAUAACCUCCACUCGGCCUUGAGUUCUUGCACUUUACUGUUGAACUGUUCCCUCUCAUGCACUAAACCAGUAGCCAAGAAGUACUUGUGCUUGAUGUCCUUCCAGCCAGCGCUGCUCAUGACGCCGUUGUUGUAGUUGCCGUUUUUAAUUUGGGAGUGGUAAAUGUCAAUGAAGACACGCAGUCUCUUUGGAUCCCAGCUACCCUUGUGUUUUAGUACCUAGACCAGGGAACUACUUAAAUACCAGAGAACAACUAUAUUACUAAUUACUCUAGUGCGUAAACUAAUUACCAGAUAAAUACCAGAGAACAACGAAAACUAAAUACAGAAAACUACUAAAACUACUUAAACAACUAAAUACCAGAGAACUACUUAAAUACCAGAGAACAACUAUAUUACUAAUUACUCUAGUGCGUAAACUAAUUACCAGAUAAAUACCAGAGAACAACGAAAACUAAAUACAGAAAACUACUAAAACUACUUAAACAACUAAAUACCAGAGAACUACUUAAAUACCAGAGAACAACUAAAACUAAAUACCAGAGAACUCCUAAAGUAAUCAAUCUAGUACGUAAACUAAAUACUAUAUUACUAAUUACUCUAGUGCGUAAACUAAUUACCAGAUAAGUACUUAAAUACCAGAGAAGUUCUAACUAAUUACUCUAGUGCGUAAACUAAAUGUCAUUGUAAGUAAACUCACCGGGUAGCGAAAGCCGUCCAUGCCGGGGAAGAACUGCUGCUGGUCCGGGUUGUCUUCACGGCCGGCCCUUGCAGCGCGGGGACGGGCCUUGCGAGCGUUCGCACCUCCGCCUGUGGAUCCGCGGCCACCAGAUCCGCUCGGGAUGAAGGGAGCGCCGGAUCCGCGGCCACCAGAUCCGUCCUGGCCGAAGGGGACGCCGGAGUACCCAUACCAUCCCGGAGAGGAUAUGGCCCCCCCAGAUCCUCCAGGCAUCCAAUGCAUCCGGGAGGACGACGGGGGUUGAAGGAAAACCCCGUCUGUGGGGGAGUCCUCAACGCGGCGCGGCGGAUUGAAACUCAGUGAACGUGAAGCAGAACGGGGGGGGGGGAACGGCCUGACCUAGACCGAUCUGAGUCAAAUCGGACUCGUAGUUGAUGUCCAGCGACUCCAGCCUUGGGUUGAUGCCGCUGCUGCUGCCGGCGCCGUUGAAGCUCGGACGGGGCGCCUCGACGGUGGCAUCGUUGCUGGCAUGUCCAUGAGAAGGGAUACAGUUUAGGGUUUGCGGCGGCGACGGAGGAGGAACGGCUAGGG
Molecule: messenger RNA, 3091 nt
Organism: Sorghum bicolor (sorghum)
Lineage: Eukaryota; Viridiplantae; Streptophyta; Magnoliopsida; Poales; Poaceae
Exons: 6
Coding region: 475-1668 (397 amino acids)
Biological process (GO): regulation of transcription by RNA polymerase II
Molecular function (GO): protein dimerization activity; DNA-binding transcription factor activity, RNA polymerase II-specific; RNA polymerase II cis-regulatory region sequence-specific DNA binding
Source: RefSeq, a predicted model, not a curated record